CCUCGGACCGCCCCCUCCGCGCCCGGCACGCCCGGCGCCGCCUUUCGGCCCCCUGUCCCCGGCGCGGCCUCGGCCAGUCUGCUUCGCGGCGCGGGCGGCUCCGGAGGCUCUCGGCGAGUGCGGCGCGGUAACAAGUGGGCGACGAUGCCGUACGAGAUCAAGAAGGUGUUUGCCAGCCUCCCCCAGGUGGAGAGGGGCGUCUCCAAAAUCAUCGGCGGCGACCCCAAGGGCAACAAUUUUCUUUACACCAAUGGGAAGUGCGUCAUCCUGAGGAACAUCGACAACCCAGCCCUUGCUGACAUCUACACGGAGCAUGCCCAUCAGGUGGUGGUGGCCAAGUACGCGCCCAGCGGGUUCUACAUCGCCUCUGGAGAUGUAUCUGGAAAGCUGAGGAUCUGGGAUACCACGCAGAAGGAGCACCUCUUAAAGUAUGAGUAUCAGCCUUUCGCUGGGAAGAUCAAGGACAUUGCUUGGACAGAAGACAGUAAGAGGAUCGCAGUGGUCGGGGAAGGAAGGGAGAAGUUUGGAGCUGUCUUCCUGUGGGACAGUGGCUCUUCCGUGGGCGAGAUCACGGGACACAACAAAGUCAUCAACAGCGUGGACAUCAAGCAGAGCAGACCGUACCGGCUGGCCACGGGCAGUGACGAUAACUGUGCCGCGUUCUUUGAGGGGCCACCGUUCAAGUUCAAGUUUACAAUUGGCGAUCACGGCCGCUUUGUCAACUGUGUGCGAUUCUCUCCUGAUGGGAACAGAUUUGCCACAGCCAGUGCGGAUGGUCAGAUCUACAUCUAUGAUGGAAAGACGGGAGAGAAAGUGUGUGCCCUGGGAGGAGGCAAGGCUCACGACGGAGGCAUUUACGCUAUCAGUUGGAGCCCUGAUAGCACCCAUUUGCUUUCUGCUUCCGGAGACAAAACCUCGAAGAUUUGGGACGUCAAUGUGAACUCUGUCGUCAGUACGUUUACAAUGGGCUCCACUGUUCUGGACCAGCAGCUGGGCUGCCUGUGGCAGAAGGACCACCUCCUCAGCAUCUCCCUGUCUGGGUACAUCAAUUACCUGGACAAAAACAACCCCAGCAAACCCCUGCGGGUCAUCAAGGGUCACAGCAAAUCCAUCCAGUGUCUGACGGUGCAUAAAAACGGUGGCAAGUCCUACAUCUACUCCGGGAGCCACGAUGGACACAUCAAUUACUGGGAUUCUGAGACGGGGGAGAAUGACGCCUUCGCCGGGAAGGGCCACACGAACCAGGUGUCCAGGAUGACGGUGGACGAGUCCGGGCAGCUGGUUAGCUGCAGCAUGGACGACACUGUGCGGUACACCAACCUCACGCUGAGGGACUACAGUGGGCAGGGAGUUGUGAAGAUGGACGUCCAGCCCAAGUGCGUGGCUGUGGGCCCUGGAGGCUACGCCGUGGUCGUGUGCAUCGGGCAGAUCGUCCUGCUCAAGGAUCAGAAGAAGUGCUUCAGCAUCGACAGCCCCGGCUACGAGCCCGAAGUGGUGGCGGUGCACCCCAGCGGUGACACGGUGGCUGUCGGGGGCACGGACGGCAAUGUCCGCUUGUACUCCAUCCUGGGCACCACGCUGAAGGACGAGGGCAAGCUCCUGGAGGCCAAGGGCCCCGUGACCGAUGUGGCGUAUUCCCACGAUGGCGCUUUCCUAGCCGUGUGCGAUGCCAGCAAAGUGGUCACGGUCUUCAGUGUCGCGGACGGCUACUUGGAGAACAACGUUUUUUACGGCCACCACGCGAAGAUCGUCUGCCUGGCCUGGUCACCAGACAACGAGCACUUUGCCUCCGGUGGCAUGGACAUGAUGGUGUACGUCUGGACCCUAAGUGACCCUGAGACCAGGGUCAAGAUCCAAGAUGCACACCGGCUCCAUCACGUGAGCAGCCUGGCCUGGCUGGACGAGCGCACGCUGAUCACGACCUCCCACGACGCCUCUGUCAAAGAGUGGACAAUCACCUACUGAGGAGCCCCCUCCUCUGUUCGGACCGAAUCAGGGACUUGAGCUUAACCGCAGCGGAACACGUCGUUUCUCUCAGUAUUUCUGCCCUGCGCCCCCCGCCCCCGCCCCGCUCAGGAGGGAGGGGCCUUACGCCAGUACCCUCGGCUCUCCGCAGGGUGUUCCUCUCUGUACACGUCCUUCUGAAAGCUUUAGACAGUGACAGUUUGCACAUGCGAAAUAAAGCAAGCACUUAAA
Molecule: messenger RNA, 2196 nt
Organism: Mirounga angustirostris (Northern elephant seal)
Lineage: Eukaryota; Metazoa; Chordata; Mammalia; Carnivora; Phocidae
Gene: WDR1
Product: WD repeat domain 1
Exons: 15
Coding region: 145-1965 (606 amino acids)
Biological process (GO): sarcomere organization; locomotion; actin filament depolymerization
Cellular component (GO): cortical actin cytoskeleton
Molecular function (GO): actin filament binding
Source: RefSeq, a predicted model, not a curated record